AUGCUGGGCAUCGACAUGAGCUCCUUUCGGGGCACCGGCAUGGUCGUUCUCCAGAUCCUGCGAGCCUUCACCGUCAUCACCCUGGCCACCCUGGCCGCCUCGUGCUGGAUCCUCGUCAUAAACGUCGACAAGGACCGCAGCUACUUUGUCUUUGAAUGCGCCUCGUACUUCUUCACCUCGAUCCUCUGCGUCGUCCUCAUCCUCUCCGAGUUCCCCGUCCUCAAGCCCGUCAAGCGCUAUCUUCGCCGCACCUGGCCCGUCCUCUCGGACCAGCAUGGGCUCGUCUGGCUCGGCGUCGCCCUCGUCGUCAUCGGCUGCAACAUGCUCGGCAACCUCAACCGGCCCGCGUACGACCCCAAGAACCUCGGCCCGCACUUUUCCAAGCUCGUUCUGGCCUCGUCCGUUCUCGCCAUUACCUUUGGCAUGCUCAACGUCAUCUGCUCCCUGGUGUGGCGGGACGGCAGCGAGGGCAUCAACAGCCGCGACAUCCGGACCAACGGCUCGCUGGCCGAAUCCCGCCGCCAGUCCCUGCCCGACUACACUUCGACGGCCGAGACCAACCCGUCCUUUGCCAACGAAAAGACGCUGAGCAAGUUCACCUCCCUCUUCAGCAGGAACAAGAAGCCCAAGGCGGAAAAGGCCAAGCCCAAGAUCAGCGGCCCCUUCCCGGCCCAGCCAGACGUCGAGCAGCAGCGCGGCCAAGACGACGACCGGCGGAGCCCCAUUGUGUCUGGAAUCAAGCGCCCCGACACUGCCCUGCAUCCAAUGCACGCUGCCCGCGAGAGCAUAUACUCCGAGGCACACAUGUCUCGCUUCUGA
This is a messenger RNA of Hirsutella rhossiliensis, 819 nucleotides long. RefSeq lists its product as uncharacterized. Bases 1 to 819 code for a protein of 272 amino acids. NCBI's taxonomy places the organism in Eukaryota, Fungi, Ascomycota, Sordariomycetes, Hypocreales, Ophiocordycipitaceae. The transcript has a single exon. The record is from RefSeq and is a predicted model, not a curated record.